CAGUACACAGUCAUCGACAAAAGCGAACUCAUCGUCGCUUACCCUUAAUCACCAUCUUCAGAUCCCUCUUUUUGUCUCCUCAUCGCCCAAGACAAAGUUUCAAUGUAAAUCAGUGGAUUACCCAGAAAACAACUUUCAGUUUUUUCGGCUUAAAUCUUCAUGUAGUACUUGUAAACUACGAUUUUAAAUAUAUUGUGUUUGGGGAGGAAGAGAGGACAAGUACCAAAAUGGGAAUUUGCGCUUCCAAGCCCUCCCCAGAACCCAAUCUCUCCGACAAUCAUCAAUCCACAAAGAAAAUCCCUGUUCCGGUAGAGGGUAAGUUUGUUCCGGUUGAGGAUAACGCUAAACCACCUGAAAAUGCUGAAACCCAUGGUAAUCAAACUGUCAAGAAGGAAGAAGGGACCGAGGUAAGUAAGAAAACGCCGUUUUUCCCGUUUUAUAGUCCAAGUCCGGCCCAUUAUUCGUGGUUGAAGAAGUCUCCGGCGAGAUCUCCCGCGAAUGGGAGCUCGAAAUCGACGCCUAACCGGUUUUUCAAGCGGCCGUUUCCGCCGCCGUCGCCGGCGAAGCACAUUCGAGCGGUGUUGGCGAGGAGGCACGGGUCGGUGAAGCCCAACGAGGCGGCGAUACCGGAGGGGAAUGAAUCGGAGAAUGGAGUUGCGGGUUUGGAUAAGAGUUUCGGGUUUUCGAAGCAUUUUGGGGACAAGUAUGAGCUUGGGGAUGAGGUUGGAAGAGGGCAUUUUGGGUAUACUUGUAAGGCCAAGUUCAAGAAAGGUGAGCUUAAGGGACAAGAUGUUGCUGUUAAGGUCAUACCCAAAGCGAAGAUGACCACUGCCAUAGCCAUUGAGGAUGUGAGAAGGGAGGUCAAAAUAUUGAGAGCUUUGACCGGACAUAACAAUCUAGUACAAUUUUACGACGCAUUUGAAGACCAUGAUAAUGUCUACAUAGUGAUGGAGUUAUGUGAAGGAGGAGAGCUCCUGGAUAGAAUACUUUCAAGGGGUGGGAAAUAUACUGAACAUGAUGCAAAAGCUGUGAUGAUGCAAAUAUUGAGUGUUGUUUCAUUUUGCCAUCUCCAGGGUGUGGUGCACCGGGAUCUUAAGCCAGAGAAUUUUUUGUUUACAUCUGAGGAUGAAAACUCACAACUGAAGACCAUAGAUUUUGGGUUGUCAGAUUUUGUGAAGCCAGAUGAAAGGCUUAAUGAUAUUGUUGGAAGUGCAUACUAUGUAGCACCUGAAGUUCUUCAUAGAUCUUACAGUACAGAGGCCGAUGUGUGGAGUAUUGGUGUUAUAGCGUAUAUUCUUUUGUGUGGCAGCCGCCCAUUUUGGGCUCGUACUGAGUCGGGGAUCUUUCGGUCCGUUUUAAAAGCUGAUCCAAGUUUUGAGGAACCACCUUGGCCUUCUCUGUCUUCUGAGGCUAAAGAUUUUGUCAAACGUUUAUUGAACAAGGACCCACGGAAAAGAAUGACUGCUGCUCAAGCCUUGUGUCAUCCCUGGAUAAAAGAUAGUAAUGACAUAAAAGUGCCGCUGGAUAUAUCAAUAUUCAAACUCAUGAGGUCUUAUAUGCGUUCUUCUGCUCUCCGGAAAGCUGGUUUACGGGCUUUAUCUAAAACGUUGACUGUGGAUGAGUUAUUUUAUUUGAAGGAGCAAUUUUCGCUGUUGGAACCAACCAAAAACGGCACCAUAUGUUUGGAUAACAUUAAAAAGGCCUUGAUGAAAAAUGCAACAGAUGCUAUGAAGGAGUCCCGAGUCCAUGAUUUCCUAGCAUCACUUAAUGCACUUCAAUACAGAAGGAUGGAUUUUGAGGAAUUCUGUGCAGCUACAUUAAGUGUUUAUCAACUUGAGGCUCUUGAUCGAUGGGAGCAACAUGCUCGUUGUGCCUAUGAGCUUUUUGAGAAGGAUGGGAACAGGGCCAUUGUCAUUGAAGAAUUGGCAUCGGAACUUGGGCUCAGCCCUUCUGUCCCUGUUCAUGCCGUUCUCCACGACUGGAUCAGACACACAGAUGGAAAGCUUAGUUUUCUUGGGUUUGUCAAAUUGUUGCAUGGUGUGUCUAGCAGGACCAUUACAAAAGCUCAAUAACAUUGUGAGCCAAAUUGAUGCUUGCCCAUUGCCUGGUUGGCCGCUAAAUAUGCAGAUAAGAGCGAUUACAAUCAUUUUUUACUAUCUUCAUUCUUCUGGGAUUUCCAAGGCUGAAAAUAUGGUGCCAGCACAGUUCAUUUGGGUUUUUCCAUCAUGUCCAUGGCAGAAGCUUGUGUCCAUGCGUACUUUUAGAGAACAUUUGAGUUGUUGCCGGUCGCAGCUACGUCAGCCUGUAUUUCCUACUGUAAAGUCUGUAGCUGAGACCGUUUCAGAAUUUGUUAUUAGAGAGUCGUAAGUCAUGCAUGCCUGAUGUUGUUGUUCUAACAUAUUGGACCCACCUGAUGAUAUGUCGUCAAUUGCCUUGUAGCUUAUUAUAACGACGACAACCACAAUGGCAGCAAGUGAGAAAAUUACAAACCUAUCUGUUGUGUUGUGAAAAUAUCUUUCGUUUUUUUGUUUUUUUUGUGCUAUUUAUUUUUUGUAAUAGGGCAACUUUAAAUUUUGGAUUCACACAGAUACUGUGUGGUAGCCCAUAAAGUCCAGACAUGUAUGUGUACUCUCACUAGUGACACGUGGCAUAAUGAGAUAUUAUAGUACAAUAGCAUGAGAGAAUAUUCAACACGACGGUGAGUGCACUCCACUUGAGU
Ilex paraguariensis (yerba mate) is the source of this 2719-nucleotide messenger RNA. The record is from the annotation of a GenBank genome assembly. NCBI's taxonomy places the organism in Eukaryota, Viridiplantae, Streptophyta, Magnoliopsida, Aquifoliales, Aquifoliaceae.